Messenger RNA from Manihot esculenta (cassava), 3827 nucleotides. RefSeq lists its product as uncharacterized. Lineage: Eukaryota; Viridiplantae; Streptophyta; Magnoliopsida; Malpighiales; Euphorbiaceae. The transcript is spliced from 14 exons. The record is from RefSeq and is a predicted model, not a curated record. Bases 119 to 3364 code for a protein of 1081 amino acids. Gene Ontology annotation, molecular function: glycosyltransferase activity.
AAAAAAACAAAAGAGUCUCAAUCUCUCACCUUCAAGUUGAAGAACUCAUAACGAAAAACACAGUUUCUAUGCCAACUCUAACAAUAUUUCCGCUAUCCUGAGAAAAUUCUCCUUUCUUAUGGGCCGAAAUCCCUCUCUUUCCCAAAUCGAUGAAGCCGCUGCUGCCACCGCCGCCACCACCACCACCUCCUCCUCUCCUACCUCCACCUCCUCUGCUACCGAUGGCGUUCCUAAUGCCGGCAACGGAAGCAGCAGCAGCAAUAACAACAACAAUGACCAAGGUCUCCACUUGAUCCGAGAUCGUUUACGUUUUAAGCGAAAUCCUAUUGGUACCUCCACCGCUACUUCUAAUAAUCAGGACAGAGCCGCCAAAUCCUCUGUAGAUCGCACUUCUUUACGCAGUCGAUUGCACCAUACCCCCAACCGAAACAAUCGCAAGGGUUUUCUCUUUUGGUUCCCGUUUAGAGGCGCGUAUUUGCUUUACUUUGUGAUUUUUUUCGCGGUUUUUGCUUUCGCAAUGGCGUCGAUGGUGUUACAGAGCUCGAUCACUGAGAUUGUGUUCAGUGAGCACCGGAGAUCAAUUAGAGAGGGGUUGAGGUUGGGGAGCACCUUGAAAUUCUUGCCAGGGAGAAAAUCUAUGGGGCUUGCGGAGGGGCAUGGGCUUGAUCAAGCGAGAUUGCAGGGGAGAAUGGGGCUUCGGUCUCCUAGGCUUGCGCUGAUCUUAGGAAACAUGAAGAAAGAUGCACGAUCAUUGAUGUUGGUCACUGUGAUGAAGAAUCUACAGAAACUCGGUUAUGCUCUUAAGAUUUAUGCCAUGGAGAAUGGAAAAGCAGAACCAUUGUGGAAUCAAAUAAGUGGUCAGGUAUCAAUAUUACAACCAGAGCAAUAUGGUCAUAUUGAUUGGUCAAGCUUUGAAGGUGUUAUUGUUGAUUCACUUGAAGCCACAGAGGCCAUUUCAAGCCUUAUGCAGGAGCCUUUUUGUUCAGUACCAUUAUUGUGGAUAAUCCAAGAAGACACUCUUGCAAAUCGUCUUUCGGUGUAUGAGGAAAUGGGCUGGGAAUAUAUCAUGUCUUAUUGGAGAAGAGCAUUUAAGAGAGCUAAUGUUGUUGUAUUUCCAGAUUUCACUAUACCGAUGCUAUAUAGUGUACUUGACACUGGAAACUUCUUUGUGAUUCCUGGAUCACCAGUAGAUGUGUGGGCCGCUGAAAGUUACAGUAAGACCCAUGCCAAGCACCAACUGAGGACAGACAAUGGAUUCAAUGAGGAUGAUGUGGUGGUUCUAGUUGUUGGGAGUUCUUUUUUUUAUGAUAAGUUGUCAUGGGACUAUGCUGUGGCCAUGCAUUCCCUAGGACCUCUACUAGUUAAAUAUGCAAGGAGACAAGAUUCUGAGGGUUCAUUUAAAUUCGCUUUCUUAUGUGGUAAUUCUACAGAUGGCGAUGGUUUGCAGGAGAUUGCUUCCCGUCUGGGGCUUAUUCAUGGUUCUAUAAGGCAUUACGGCUUGAAUGGUGAUGUCAAUGGCGUACUAUUAAUGGCAGACAUUGUUCUUUAUGGUUCGUCCCAAGAUGAACAAGGUUUUCCCUCUUUAGUUACUCGAGCCAUGACAUUUGGAGUACCUGUCAUUGCUCCUGAUAUUCCUAUAAUUAAAAAAUAUGUUAUUGAUGGAGUUCAUGGGUUACUCUUCCAAAAAUAUAACCCUGAAGCUUUGAUGAAGGUUUUCUCUCUUUUUAUAUCAGAUGGGAAACUUUCUAAGUAUGCUCAAACUGUUGCUGCCUCUGGAAGACUGCUUGCUAGGAAUAUGCUUGCAUCAGAAUGUAUGACUGGUUAUGCAAGGCUAUUGGAGAAUUUACUCAGUUUUCCAUCAGAUGCCUUGUUGCCUGGUCCUUCAUCCCAGCUUCAACAGAAGGUAUGGGAGUGGAACUUGUUUCAGAAGAAAAUAGUACAGGAAACUGAUGACUUGUUAGGCAUGGAGGGGAGGGAUUCUUCUUCCAGAGGAUCUAGCAUUGUUUAUUCCCUUGAGGACCAGUUGAAAAAUCUUAUUGGUUGGACUAAUAUCUCUGCAAAUGGAACUGAAAUUCCAGUUGUAGAUAUACCAAUUAAAUCAGAUUGGGAUGCUUUAAGAGAAGUAGAUAGCUUUGAAGAAUAUGAGAGGCUAGAAAUGGAGGAGCUUGAAGAAAGAAUGGAUAAAAAUCCUGGUGCAUGGGAUGACUUAUAUCGCAAUGCUCGAAAAGCUGAGAAACUCAAGUUUGAAGCAAAUGAAAGAGAUGAGGGAGAGCUUGAAAGGACAGGUCAGCCCGUGUGCAUUUAUGAGAUAUAUAAUGGAGCUGGGGCCUGGCCAUUUUUGCACCAUGGUUCUCUGUAUCGUGGGUUAAGUCUUUCCACAGAAGCACGCAGAUCAAGAUCAGAUGAUGUUGAUGCAGCUGCCCGGCUUCCCAUCUUGAAGGACGCUUACUAUCGGAAUACACUGUGUGAGAUUGGAGGAAUGUUUUCUGUCGCAAACAAAGUGGAUAGUAUUCACAGUAGACCUUGGAUUGGGUUUCAAUCGUGGCGUGCUGCUGGUAGGAAGGUCUCAUUAUCCAUUAAUGCUGAAAAGGCUCUGGAAGAAAAGAUACAAAACGAAACUAGAGGAGAUGUAAUGUACUUUUGGGCGCGGUUGGAUGUUGAUACUGGAGUAACAGGAAACAAUAAUGAACCAACAUUCUGGUCAAUUUGUGACAUUUUAAAUGGAGGACAUUGCAGAACUGCUUUUGAAGCAGCCUUCCGCCAGAUGUACUCCUUACCAUCCCAUCUUGAAGUUCUUCCUCCAAUGCCAGAAGAUGGAGGCCACUGGUCUGCCCUGCAUAGUUGGGUGAUGCCAACCCCUUCCUUCUUACAGUUCAUUAUGUUUGCUCGGAUGUUUGUCGAUUCUCUUGAUGCCUUGCAUACCAAUUCUAGCCAAGUGAACUCUUGUUUGUUGAGUUCUUCAGAGCUUGAGGAAAGGCACUGUUAUUGUCGGCUAUUGGAACUCCUCGUUAAUGUCUGGGCUUAUCAUAGUGCAAGAAAAAUGGUUUACAUAGAUCCACAAUCUGGUUCUUUAGAGGAGCAGCACCCAAUCAAACAAAGAAAAGGAUCUAUAUGGGCGAAGUACUUCAAUCUUACAUUGUUAAAGGGUAUGGAUGAAGAACUUGCAGAGGCUGCAGAUGAUGGUGAUCCUCCAAGGGAAAGAUGGUUGUGGCCACUAACCGGCGAAGUGCACUGGCAAGGAAUUUACGAAAGGGAAAGAGAAGAAAGAUACAGGCAAAAGAUGGAGAAAAAGCGGAUAACAAAAGAGAAACUAAAUAAAAGGUUGAAAUCCGGAUACAUUCAGAAGCCACUUGGGAGGAGGUAGUUAGGAGGAAGUGUUGUAACUCUGAACUACGAACCGACUAUUUACAGUUCUGGAAAGCCUGGUGCCUAACACACAGCUAUAGGAAACGGAGAAGAAUUUUUCAGGCGAAAGCUAAUUUUUGUUUUUUUCUUUUUAAUCUUCUAACGGCUUCAACAUUGAUUCAUCAGUUUCCCAUAUUUGCCGAAUACGUAUACUUAUGGAAUGGAGGGGAGAAGAAAAGAUAGCUUCCCUGAGAUUGCAGCUUUACUAGAAUUGAAGGCCUUUAUGAAGGAAAAAAAUUUAAUUCACGAGGAGUAUAGCACCCAUGAUUCAUUGAAAUUCUUUCUCAACAAUUCAGAAAUAUUGGAUCCAUUCCAGGUACUAAAAGCAAAGCAUGUAUUCUUUCAUUAUUGUACAUUCUUCCAGCAGUGUAGAAGCAAUUUUGGUGAGAAUAAAUAAUAGUUUUACAGAUUUUUCUUUUUCA